Messenger RNA from Marchantia polymorpha subsp. ruderalis, 2227 nucleotides. The record is from the annotation of a GenBank genome assembly. Lineage: Eukaryota; Viridiplantae; Streptophyta; Marchantiopsida; Marchantiales; Marchantiaceae.
UGCUGUGGACUCCGGCGGGGCAGUGCAUGACGUGCGCUCGUUGGAGAUGGUGAAGGAGGAGGGCGUCGGGAGGGCGGCGAGCCACGAGUCUCAUCAGCAGAGCGUGCGCAGUUCGGACCUCGGAGAAUUGAAGGUGCCGGUCGGGUGUGUUCACAGUGGGAGUGUGAGGGAGAGUUUGACUCGUCAAGGGGAGGAGAAGAAAGGGGAUGUCGGAGAGCCCGGCACUUGGAAGUUGGAGAAUUUUAUCAGGCCAGCUUCGUCCAUGAUUUCGGCCGGUUUGUACCUGUUCGAUUUUGUGAGCAAUGUGCUGGUGCUCAAAGAGUACUAUGACAUGAAAGCUGAAGGCCAGUUUGUAGAAAUUGUGGACUUUACCGCUUUCGCGGUAUGCCUUGGACUCAUGGUCGUUGCCCACGUCCUCAAUGUGGUGGCCUUCAAGCUCAAACUUCCCCCAGAGGAGCACCCUGUCCGGUCUGCCUACUUCCUUCCUAUCGUGCAGUUUCGCAGGGUUGUGACGGGAAUAUGGAAUUCUAGAACUCUCGGAAGAAGCAUAGAUUCCAAUGACUCGGAAUCACAUAAAACAGAAGCCCUAUACGCAAUCAUGUGUGCAUCAAUGGAGACCGGUCCACAGCUGGGGCUCCAAUUAUGCGUCAUGGUUUCUCUUGGCAGUGUUUAUCCAUCCUGGCAGCCAUCGUGCAUCCUUAAAGUGUCCAUUGGAGCCUCUGUUCUGUCGGGUGCUUAUAACACCGGCAGAGCCGUUAUGUACCAGCUGAGCGACAGAUGGACUUGGACUCUGAAUACAUUCGGGCUCAUCGGAGGAACGUACACGGUGGGAGCUUUAGUGCUGCGCUGCACGGCCAUAGCGUCGGUGGUUCUGUACCUGGAAGUGAACGUGCGCAAGAUCAACUACGACAAGGCCAUCGCCGUCUACUUCUGCCUGGGAGUGGCUCCCAUCUCGCUGCUGAACGGCGUGCUGGCGCUGAGCAAACGCGACAGAUUCUGGAGCGCGGGCGGCCAAUUGCACGCGUGGGUGGCGGCCUACAUCGGCUUCACUCUCGGGCCUCUGUACCCCGUCGUCGAAGGCUUCGCCAGAGACCGCAAGUCCAAUGGCCCCUCGUUCCUACUGCAUCGUCUGCCCGUGACCUUGUUCAUGAACUUCCUGCUCGAUGUUUCCACCCUCGGUGCCAUCACCGCCAUGAAGUGGAACGCCUGCAAUUUCCGACAGAGCUCGGCGUUCUCGGAUCACCCUGAUCAGCUGUCUUGGGCCAUACAGCCCGCUCUGAGUUCCACUUUUACUUGUUCAUCCUUUCUGGGCUACACCUUCUUUGGCGCAGGGUUGAGUGUAAUCUCGUCCUGCGUAUUCCUCGCACUUUUGGCUACCUCGUCCUAUGCUUCCUCUGUGUGGGAUUCGCCUUCUCAUACUUCAGAUAGAUGACAUAGACUGGCAGACGUGCCGAUCACUUUUGUCGCAUAUUUCUACGUACAUUUCUUCACGUAGAAAUCUGACCCAAGUUGGGCUCUGAAUAACCGAGCAGAGCACCACAAUCUUGGUCCAUGGAACUGCAAGUAGUAUCCAUGAUAUCGAUACCAUUUAAUUUGAGCCAGUUGAGGACCUUUGGGACAGUUCUCCUCGACGCCGACUCUGGGAUUCUUCGUGCAGAAGAUCUGUGACUGAUGGUGGAAGUUGAACUUCGUGAGACUGUUUCACGACGAAUUUCAUCCCUCUCCCAGAAGGUGGGGUGGGCCGGGAGUGAUGAGAAGCAAACAUUUGGAUGACUUUUCAGACAUCCUCGAACCGAUUAAGAAGCACGCUCCUGCAGCAAUCAGAGUCUGCAUGGCAGAUAUUAAUCGAUAUUUAGUCAUUGAAUUAUUUUCUCAAGCGCAUACCCGAAGAUCUAAGUCGACUCUCCUUCCUUCUGCUUGAGAUAGAGGGCCGGGACUACGACGGCGCAAUCGGAAGCUUGGAGUUCUCCGAACCUGAGACUAUAUAUUUCUGAAAGGAGCAAGGCUUUUGACAUAGGAGCCUGAGCGACAGAGUGAGUAAGCAAUCUCCUUCGAUCUGCAAUUUAAACUAAAUUGCAAUGCCGACCAAAUGUGUCGGUUAUCAAGACUGGCGAUAUAGAAAAAUCGUUUUUUCUGAAGAAGGUAAUUUUCAACUUACAGUUUACUCUUCAUUUUUUGUAAUUUUAUGACAUCCAUCUUAUUAUAUGGAUAGAAUUAACUCGUGGAA